CAGUUAAAAGACUUCGUUUACCCGCCUCCGUCACUUCGCCGAGUGGAACGUCAGCAUAAGCCUCCUCUCCGAUUGGCUUCCCGCCUACAUCGCCGGCGACAACUCCGAUAUAGUCGCCACAGAUACCAUGAAGAACACCGUAUAUGCUAAAGCCAAGGAAUGUUCCAAGCGACUCUCAGCAGAGGACUUUGCUAUAUAACUGGCCAAGCACUUCACUUCAUAUUAUAGGCAGGUCACUGCUGCUAUCAUCAGGAUAGUAGAGAAGCCAUGGGAACGUGUCAACAUGAACGGCCAGCUACAUACACAUGGAAUACAAGAGCAUGAGUUCAAUUGGAGUAGGAAUACAAAUGAUGAAAUGAUAUGAAUAUGGUUUUAAGCUUGGGUCUGAGAAGCACACUACUGAAGUGCUCCUAGACAAAUCCGGCGGAUUGCAGGUUACAUCUGGUGUUGAGGGUUUAGCAGUGCUGAAGACAACAAAGUCAGGUUUUGAGGGGUUCAUAAGAGACAAGUACACUAUCCUGCCUGAAACACAAGAAAGGAUGUUGGCCACAGAAGUUACAGCAUUAUGGAGGUACUCCAAAUCCCUCUCAGGUGUUCCCACAAAGAACCUUUACUUCACAGAGAUGUAUAUGAAUGUGAAAAAGGUUCUGCAACAUACUUCUUUUUGGCCCUCCUAAGGAGGGUGUGUACAGUCCAUCCGUCCAAAGCACACUUUAUGACAUGGCAAAGACUGUUCUUGGCAGGUUUCAAGACAUAGAAUCAAUCCACUUAAAGAUGCCAAACCUUCAUUUUCUACCUGUCAACUUGUCAAGCAAAGAUAAUCCAGCUAUUGUCAAGGCACCCGAUCAUGAUAACGCGAGAGCUGUCGAGCAUUUUAUUAGCAUGCCUCCUCCCACCCUAGUCGAUGAAGAAUGAAGCCCGAGGAUCCAGACAACGUAGAGAUUGAGAGAUUAGAGAUUGAGAGAUUGGAAUUCGCACACAAGGAUCGAGGACAACCUCCAAUCUAACUAAUUUUUGUGACAAUCCAACGGUUGAAUUUCAUCUCAAAGGCCAAUCGCACGGUCCAAUUUUAUAGGAACUGGCCAUCAGUUUCGAAGCCACGUUUUGCAUAUUCAGUCCAUAGCCUGAUGAAGAAGGAAGUUGCAGUUUGGAUUCUUUAGUUCUCUGGACGAGCCUAGGGUUUCCAUCUUUGCCCUGGAAGCAUAGAUCAAGAGAAACAAAGCAACCACGAAUCUAUGAAUUUGCUUGUGACGCUUGGUAAAGCCCACUUGUUCUUUCCUUCAAAAUUUAACUCUUUUAUUAAAGGGCGUAAGUAUACAAAUCCACUUGCGAUUUGUGUUGGGGAUGUUGAAGACAUACACAGAUCUACUGUCAUUGAUCAUCUAAGACAUGCUUGCUCCACUCUCUCCUUCCUGGUCCUGUUACUCUGGUGCUAAGCCGAGUUUUGUGCGUCCAAGUGAGUCAAGUGUCUUGGAGAAAUUUUUAAACCCUAGACUUGAGAGCAUAGGGGCUUUGUUCAUCUACCUGAUAAUGAGGUGAUAUCCAAUGAACCUUUAUACAACAUACUUGAGUAUGGGUUGCUGUAGAGCUGUUUACAACGGGCUUAUCUCACUAAUGGUGCUUCUACACCAUAUAUUAUUGUGAACUGGAACCAGCUUCUUAUAUAUGCAAUUAUAGUUGCCAGACUGUAUAAGCAAAAGCAUCAGCUUACCUUAUUUCAAUGAGAUAUACAUGUGGUGAAAUGAUCAAAAUCGCAUGUAUGGUUUGAUAAGUCAUGUCAUUAUCUUCGUUUCCGUUUUGGAAAUGCACUUCUUCAACUUCAUUCAGGGUAUUAACUUGCAAUUAUAGAUUUCCUAUUCAAUAAAUUAUGAUGUUCAGAUUUAAUAUUUCGAUUUUUAUAAAUUUGAUUAUCUAAUAUCAAAUAAUUAUGUUUAAUUUCAAUUUAUUAAAUGGCAUGAAGGGGUACGGUUAAUGGUUUCUAUUGUUCAUUUCAUUUAUUCAUAUGUGUUUGAAUGAUUUAGUCACUGAUCGGUUACACAUUGGCAUCCAUUUCAAUUUUAAAUAGAUUUCUUUUAAAAGCCUGUUAGUUCUCCCUAUGCACAAUUUGAAUUUCACUUUUUCCUUUAUGAAUUGUAUUGGUCUGUUUAUAGUGUAUGAUCUACCAUUUUCAUAGUACUGCAUUUGCAAAAGAAAGGGAAGUGCUGCAUUUUCAUAUUUUUUUCCUUCCCAAGUGUGAACAUAGUCAUAGGUUUGAAACUGGUAUAAGAAUAAAAUUGCACCUUUAUAUAAGAACAUUUAUUAUUUUGUAUUACACGGGAUAAUUUUCCUUUUCGAAUGGAAAAUUCUCUUUUGUUUCAAAUCCUAAUUUUCAUAGAUGAUCCACCAUCUGCUCUUCUUCAUCUUUUUCUCAUUUCUCAUCUAAUUAACCUAACCCUUUUUCACAACCAGUGGCCGAACACGGACGAAGCAGAUGGAUCCGACCGCCAAUUAAGGAUAUUUCACUUCUAAAACAUGAAAUCCAUAAGGAUCCUAUUUACGAAGAGCAAUUGCUGUUUUGGUAUCUUCAUUCCCAUACGAGCGGUUUCGAUCUUCGUCUUGGGAACAAACGUGUUUAAGCAUCUAUCAUCGCCUCUCUUCUCCAGGUUCCCCCAGUGCCGCAAGUUCAUUGUUAUUUGGGUAUCAGGAGGAAGGGAGUAUUACUUCUGAGAUUUUACAGUAAGCUUGAAUAGAAAUAGCAUUGGGAAAACAAACGAGGAAAUAAAUUAAUUAGCUGUCAAAAUACAAUUAAAUACGAAGUCUUCAAGUUAAGGAAGUUUCCCACGCAUCUAGAUCCUAUUAGACCCAACUCUUUUCCUGUAAUUUUGGAAAAAUAUUCUUAUCUCCCUUAUUAAUUUAUACACUUCCUUUUUUUAACUUUUCAUUAGAACAUUACACAGCAUUGGAGUGAUGGUGCCUUAGAGGUUUCUCUUUCCUAAGUUAGUUCACCUGAUUGUGCUCACCUGCAAGUGGUUCAUUGACUUUAUUCGUUUCAACUGCUUUAUAUUCUUAUGAAACUAUUUCUAAGCAAUUGAUUAUUGGAAUACUUUACAAUGCUAGAAGAAGCAAAGAAGGAGGUUCCUUCUAUCUUUAUGGUGCUAGAGUUUGAAAGUUGGAGUAUAUGAACUGGAAGCAAGGUUAUGUAGAGCAAAAAAGGCGACAGUGAAUGACAUUGAUGGUUCUCAAUAACAGGGUAUAGCUGGUGUUGCUCAAUGAGUUGAUUCACGGUGUUACAUACCUCCAUUGCUAAAUUGUCAAUUGGGCAUUAAAUCCAAUAGCAGAAAUGUAAACUCAAACCUUUCAAAUAAGAGUUAUAGACCAACAUGGAAUUUCAAGACAUGGAUAGUUUGAAUUCACAUAAUCUUGCUAAAACUUCCAAACCAAUUGAUAGUUCUGUAAUAAAGAAACAAAUAACUGUGGAGAAUAGAUAGUCAGAAAACCUUUUUUUUUUUGGUAUUUUUUUACAGGGGAUGGGAAAAAACGACGCAUGUAAAAUAUAGAGAUCUUAUUUUUGAAAUUUAAUCCAAUUAUAAUGAUCACAUGUUUUAUUUUCUUAUUAGUUUUAAUGUCACAUCACUCAUACAUAUGGGUAGAAGAUAAUGAAGUGGUGAAUUUGCAUCUCUAAAUAAUUUAUUUUAUUCUUUCUGAUUUUGUUUUGGCAGAAGAAAGGCUUGAACAAAAUACAAAUUUCUUCAUCUUUCUUCAUUGCUCGAAAAGAUGCCUCGAGAAAUUCUGCCUCUUUCUCAAGUCUUCUUACUUAUCCUUUCGAGGUGAGAACAAGCAGCUUUUAAAUGCUCCUUUCCAGUACCGGGGCUGACACAUGUAGCUGCUCCUGAUGAAGCAAUCCCUCUAGCCCGUUUAGAGCUUCUUCAACACUGUCCAUUGCCUUAAUAAAAACAAAAAUCAAACAUAGAGCUUCAACAAAGUGGGCUAUGAAUAAAAAUAAAUUGACAUUUACAGUACAACUUCUGUGCACAUUUGUUAGCACUGAAGUAUCAAUAGGUUACAACAAUUUUCUCCAAUGUCCAAUUUAGAUGCAUAAUUCGACAAAUUCAUUUUUGUUUCAUGUGACUUCUCUAUCCCUAGCUCUCACACAUUUAUGAAGAGUACUCACUCCUCCUCCCCUCCGUCUGAUCCCAAUCAUUCCUUCCCGUGAGAAACCUAUGGCCACCACGCACGCCACCGCUGCCGCCGCGCACGCCACCGCUGCUGCCGCGCACGCCACCGCUUCCGGCACGCACGCCACCGCUGCCAUCACGCACGCCACCACUGCCGCCAAGCACGCCACCGCUUCCGCCAAGCACGCCACCGCUGCCGCCAAGCACGCCGCCGCUGCCGCCAGGUACGCCACCAUCGCCGCUGCUGCCGCAGGGGCGCCGCCGACGCCGGCCUAGCUCACGCCAUGGUCGCGUGGAGAUGGCUCUGCUGUAGGCUUAGUUUUAUUUGUGUUGUAUGUAUGUGCUCCAAUAUUUAUGGACAUAUUAAUGUUAUGAGUUAUGAAAUGGUUGCUUGUUCCUUUCUUCUUCUUGCUCCAAGUCUAUGAUUUUUUUUUCCUUUAAUACCUUUGCAAUUUUAAUGUUCUUUUUUAAUUACUCCGUAAAGAAAAAUUCUCCCUAGCAAAGAAAAAAACACAUACUCUCUCCGUUCUCAAAAAUACUUCUUUUUCAUUUUUUACAUCACAACAGGAGCAAAAUUGGAAAUCAACUAUAAUUUAACACUUCCUUAUUUUUGCCCCAAAUUCAAAUGGGAAGUGUUUUUCCAAACGGAGGGAGUAUUAAAUAGGUUAAUUAAAU
Cuscuta campestris is the source of this 4829-nucleotide messenger RNA. The record is from the annotation of a GenBank genome assembly. NCBI's taxonomy places the organism in Eukaryota, Viridiplantae, Streptophyta, Magnoliopsida, Solanales, Convolvulaceae.